CGUAUCAGUGAAUCGUUGUGACAUAUGAAAUACGACUGAUAGUCUAAUCAAUGCGUAAUAAUUACAUAAACAAUGAAUGAACGUGUUAAAUGAUUACAUGGCGUGAUAGUCAUAUUCAGGUCCUGGUUGGACGCUUCGAAUAGGGUAAAGCGGCGUUCCAUACCAGCGAGGUAAAUCAAGUGCACCCCACAUAGCCAAAAGGCUUAUUCUGAUUGGUUAAAGAAAACCGGAUGGCUGGUUAGGGGUUGAUGACCCUUCGUGAACGCCGAAUAUUGUGUGUAAAAUUAUGCAGAAAUAGGGUCAGUAAAUGUGAAAUCCCUAUAAAUGUAACAAUUUUAAACUUCCAUUUUUUAAAUAUAUUUUUUUUUAGCAAAGCGUUAAUUUAGAACUGUAUGUGAGAAAAUCUUGUGGAAGAUUACGGUUGAGCACCCCUAGUUACGUAAUGGGUUCGUUCAUCAUUACUGUACAGCGGAAGGAGGAGGACGUCAAUAUACAACAGCGUAUUUAUCCCACCAGGAGAAAUUCAUACUAUGUGGCUACCUAGUUACCUACCGAGUUAAAAAUCCACGACACAAUGCAAGCAUAGAUGACAACCCACCCCUCUAAACAGACCAACCACUUCAACUUUAAACAAUUCUCUCAUCCAACAUCCCAGUCCUCUCUUCAAUGCCUAACAGUGGGGAUAGUUCAGGACCUAAUGUAUCUGGGAGUCAGCCAGGCGACCAGGCUAUGCCCUUGACCCAGCGACCCCCACCCCCUGACAGAGAGGAUGACCAACGCGGCCUACUGACCACUCUCACCCGGGACUCCCUGAGGACCCGGAGAGCCUCCAGUGCUGAGCUCCAGCUCCCAUGGACCUGCCCUGUCACUCACUCCAGGGAGAAGUUCUACACGGUCUGCUCAGACUACGCCCUCCUCAACCAGGCUGCCUCUCUCUACCGGCUCCCCAGCACCCCCAGAGAGGUGGCCCACAGCAAGCAGGAUGGCAGCGGGGCCCCAGUAGUGAAGUCCAACACUGUGGACCUGUCUCAGGGUCAGGGGCAGCCUGCAGGUGUAGAGGAGGCUUCAGAUGAAGACUUUGACAUGGAGGGGGUGUCCUGCAGCAACACCAAGCCUAUCCUGGCUUGGGAGAUUGAUACCACUAACUUUGAUGCUGUGCUAACUCGAAAGCCCAGGACAAGCAACAUAAAGAGAGUCGGUACGAAGAAGAUGAAGUCUUCAGGGGGCAGUAGGAACCUGCAGGACCUUCCUCUCCACGCCUCGCAGGACGAGAUCAAACAGAGGAAAGUCCUGGACCUCAGGAGAUGGUACUGUAUCAGCCGCCCCCAGUACAAGACGUCAUGUGGGAUAUCUUCAUUAGUUUCCUGCUGGAACUUUCUGUACAGCACACUAGGAGCAGGGAGUCUCCCACCCAUCUCCCAGGAGGGGGCUCUUCAGAUCCUCGGCUUCCAGCCUCCUUUUGAGGAGAUUAAGUUUGGUCCCUUUACAGGCAACGCUACUCUGAUGAGAUGGUUCAGGCAAAUCAAUGACAAUUUCCAUGUCCGAGGAUGUUCCUAUAUUCUGUACAAACCCCACGGGAAACACAAGACAGCUGGGGAGACUGCUGAGGGGGCGUUGUUGAAGUUGACCCUGGGGUUAAGAGAUGAAACCAUGGCCUAUAUUUACCACUGUCAGAACCACUACUUCUGUCCUGUGGGCUUCGAGGCCACACCUUUCAAAGCAGCCAAGGCCUACAGGGGUACAUUACCAACUAAUGAAAUGGAACACUGGAUCCUGAUUGGUGAACCAAGCAGGAAGCACCCUGCUAUUCACUGUAAAAAGUGGGCUGAUAUUGUCACAGAUCUGAACACACAAAAUCCAGAAUACCUUGAUAUUCGUCACACGGAGAGGGGAAUUCAGUGCCGCAAAACCAAAAAGGUGGGAGGGAAUCUUCACUGCAUCAUGGCUUUCCAGAGGGUCAACUGGCAGAAGCUAGGCCCCUGGGCCCUCAACCUGGAGAACCUGAGGCAUGACCUCCACCACCAGGGGUCUGAGAGGGCCCAGGGGGGCUUAGCAGAGGUCCAGGAGGACAGGGAGAAGACCUCAGGAAAACACCAGGCUUUGGCCCGGCUAGGCCGUUCCAACAGCACAGGUACCAGUAACCAGAAGGACGUAGCUUGGAAACACCUGUCUAACACCACAGAGUACCGACACAGGAGCUCACCAGAGAGUGAUGUUGAAGAAGAUACCACAGAUGACUGAGAUUCAAUGAGACGGCUGUGAAGUUAGUGCUGCUAAAAUAUACUGGUUAGUAUAUCAAACGUUCUCAAAAUAGUUUUUCACCCAAAAAAAAAAGAGAGAGAGCGAGACGAAAGUGUUGUUUUACCCCGUCUAGCAUCAUCCAGAUUCCAUCAAGGAUUUUGCUCGAUUAUUGUAAUGAAAAGUUAGUACAACAUCCAAGUUGAUACACUUUAGUGUGAAAGCUACGUUUAAUCGUCUAGCAAUGUAUAGAGGACUGCUGCUAUUAAUCAGAAUGUCUGAUAACAUUGUAUUUAAAAGCCAUUUAAGAAAUAAAAUAAUAAGAAUAAAAUCUAUUACACUUUAAAGUGAGUGUGUUAGUUUGCGAAUGUGACUGAAAUCCAGUGACUACUGUAAGCCAAGUUUUUCUCAACUCCACGAUGCACAUCACAUCAAUGGAGUUGAGCGGAGACAACUACAACGAGUCGCUGUCCGUCGAUAAACCCUUACCUUGUGCCUAUGUUUGUCCUCUGUAGCUGGUUUCCUUAAUUCCUUACCUUGUAGCUAUGUUUGUCCUCUGUAGCUGGUUUCCUUAAUUCCUUACCUUGUGCCUAUGUUUGUCCUCUGUAGCUGGUUUCCUUAAUU
Molecule: messenger RNA, 2862 nt
Organism: Oncorhynchus keta (chum salmon)
Lineage: Eukaryota; Metazoa; Chordata; Actinopteri; Salmoniformes; Salmonidae
Product: basic immunoglobulin-like variable motif-containing protein
Exons: 10
Coding region: 667-2241 (524 amino acids)
Biological process (GO): nucleotide-excision repair
Cellular component (GO): nucleus
Molecular function (GO): DNA endonuclease activity; single-stranded DNA binding
Source: RefSeq, a predicted model, not a curated record